AUGAAGUUAAUUACCAUUCUUUUCCUUUGUUCCAAGUUGCUAACAAGUUUAACCCAGGAGUACCAAUCACAAGAAAUUGACUGCAAUGAUGAGGAUGUAUUUAAGGCUGUCGACAAAGCUCUGAAGAACUAUAACAGUAAAAUCCAAAGUGGCAACCAGUUUGUAUUGUACCGCAUAACUGAAGUCAACAAGACGGUGAACCAGAACAUAUUUUUUUUUGUCAAGUACGAAAUCAAGGAAGGCAACUGUUCUGUUGAAAGUGGCAAAAACUGGCAGGAUUGUGACUACAAAGAACCUGAGCAAGCUGCCACAGGAGAAUGCACUGCGAAUGUGGGGAAGAGAAACAAUGGGAAAUUCUCCGUGGCUACCCAGACCUGCCACAUUACUCCAGCCAAGGGCCCUGUGAUGACAUCCAAGUAUGAAUGCACAGGCUGUGUGCACCCCAUAUCAACUGCCAGCCCUGACUUGGAACCUGUUCUGAAACAUGCCAUUCAACAUUUUAACAACCACACAAAUCAUUCCCACCUCUUCACUCUUAAAGAAGUAAAAAAGGCACAGAGACAGGUGGUAGCUGGAUGGAACUAUGAAGUUACUUACGUAAUUGAGCAAACUAAUUGUUUGAAGGAGAAUUUUCUAUUCUUAACUCCAGACUGCAAGUCCCUUCAAAACGGUGAAACCGGCGAGUGUACAGAUCAUGCGUACAUGGAUCCUCAGCUAAAUAUUGCUUCCUUCUCACAGAAGUGUGAGCUUUUACCAGGGGACGAUUUUGUACUACCACGUCACAAGUGUGUUGGCUGCCCUGCAGAGUUACCUGUCGACAGCCCAAGGCUGAAGGAGCCUCUGAGUCAUGCCAUCACAAAGCUGAAUGCAGAGAAUAAUGCAACUUUCUAUUUCAAGGUUGACACUGUGCUUAGAGCCACAUCACAGGUGGUGGCUGGAACAAAGUUUUUUAUUGAGUUCACCGCCAGGGAAACCACAUGUUCCAAGGGAAGUAAUACAGAGUUGACCGAAAAUUGCGAGACCAAUAAACUUGGAAAAAUUCUCACCUGCACUGCUGACAUUUAUGUAAUACCUUGGGAGGAUAAAGUUUUCCCUACUGUCAACUGUCAAUCACAAGGACAGACCUCAUUGAUGAAAAGGCCUCCAGGGUUUUCACCUUUCCGAUCAGUACUUGUGCUGGAAACAAAAGAAGGAACAACUAAGCGACUAAAGCCCUGCGAGUACAAGGGCCGACCUCGGGAGGCAGGGGCAGAACCAACAUCUGAGAGUGAGGUCGCAUGA
This is a messenger RNA of Miniopterus natalensis, 1281 nucleotides long. RefSeq names its product kininogen 1 (gene KNG1). The record is from RefSeq and is a predicted model, not a curated record. Gene Ontology annotation, molecular function: cysteine-type endopeptidase inhibitor activity. Gene Ontology annotation, biological process: positive regulation of cytosolic calcium ion concentration; negative regulation of blood coagulation; negative regulation of endopeptidase activity. Lineage: Eukaryota; Metazoa; Chordata; Mammalia; Chiroptera; Miniopteridae. Gene Ontology annotation, cellular component: extracellular region; blood microparticle.